Molecule: messenger RNA, 1608 nt
Organism: Colletotrichum truncatum
Lineage: Eukaryota; Fungi; Ascomycota; Sordariomycetes; Glomerellales; Glomerellaceae
Product: hard surface induced protein 3
Biological process (GO): polysaccharide biosynthetic process
Cellular component (GO): membrane
Molecular function (GO): acyltransferase activity, transferring groups other than amino-acyl groups
Source: RefSeq, a predicted model, not a curated record
AUGGCCAUGUUGCCUUCUUUCCUCCAACCGCGCAACGACUCCGACGAUACGGACGGGCGGUAUCCGUACAAUCCGCUGGGGGAUUUCGACUCGAGCGAAGAAUUCAAGCCCUUGGUCGAUGAGACGGAGGACGACUCAAUAUCGGAGGCAGAAGACUCGUUACUUCCCAUUAACACACGACGCCGAGAUGCCUUGACAAGGUUUUUGAGAGCUCUCUCCUUUCUGGUGCCAAGUUUCCUGGGACCAAAAGAAAAUAAGGCAAAGCCGCUUCGCCCUACGGCUUGGCUAGACGGUUUGCGCGGUAUCGCAGCGUUAUGUGUUGUGCUCGUUCAUAUCGGCCUGGCGUGCUUCUCAUGGGACAUCCUGUUAGCAUGGUCACCGAACUCGCCUCGGCGAUGGUGGCUGUACCAACUCCCCAUCCUACGGCUUGUUGUUUCAGGGCUCGCUCCGGUCUGCGUCUUCUUCGUCGUGUCCGGCUACACAAUAUCGCACCACUUCCUGACGUUGGCCCGUCGGGGGGAGUUUGAGAAAGCAGGCUCGGCCAUCGCGUCGUCUGUCUUCCGCCGCCAUACCCGGCUCUUCCUCCCAGUCGCUGUGGUUAGUUUCGUCACCGCUAUAAUGACAUACCUCAACUUGUUCCCCGACCAGGGGCUACCGGGUGUGGUUUAUCCGACGAGGGUUCCGCCGCACUUUGACUCGCUGUGGAGGCAGCUGCAGCACUACAUUCUGGCCGAGAUCAUCACCACCGACCCCAUCGGCCAACUUCAUGUUCGUGCCGAUUCCGACGUGCCAGAACCUAUUUAUGAUCCCCAUCUCUGGACUAUUCCACUCGAAUUUAUGAGCUCCAUGGUGGUGUUCAUGUUCUUGACAGCCUUCACUAGAGUCCACAACAAAGUCAGGAUGCUCUUCGCCCUAAGCUUAGCGAUCUAUCUCCAAUUGGUCUUUGUCUAUUGGGGUAUGUUCUUGUUCCUCAGCGGCAUGUUCUUGUGUGAUCUGCAUUUCGAGCUCGAAGGCAGACAAUGGCGGUGGGCAUCCCUGCGGUCUGAGCCACAAUACCGGGCCACAUCGCCCUUGGAUAGGGUUGUACGUUCGAAGCGAGGCAGUACCCCUUAUCGAGUUCUGGGACGGGGCGUUGGGCUCGUAUCAUUCUUGACUUCGCUGUGGCUGCUCAGCAUGCCCGAAGACAUGGAGCAGGCGGCGCAGGCACCCGGCUAUGCGACCUUAGUAUCAUGGGUUCCAGAAAGAUUCCAAGAGGUCCUCGUGAUACCAAUCGGUGCAGUACUAACAGUGCUCGUUGUCGACCAAGCCACAUUCUUGCAGAUUCUUUUCACAAACCGUUUCUCUCAAUACAUGGGCAAGAUCUCUUUCUCAUUAUAUAUGAUCCAUGGCCCACUCCUUUAUUCAUUAGGCUUGGUCAUAGCUCGGUGGACUGUAGGUCUUGUCGGUGGCGGAGACUCUGAGAUAUCCUACAUAUUUGGCAUCUUGUUAGCGUUCAUCCUAUGGGCGCCUGUGGCGAUAUAUGUUGCCGACCUCACUACUACCUUUGUAGACGCGAAGGCGAUAGAGUUCUCUAAGUGGGCAUACGACAUGCUUUUGAGGAAAGAAUAA